Messenger RNA from Vitis vinifera (wine grape), 1102 nucleotides. RefSeq lists its product as uncharacterized. The coding region runs from base 164 to 826 and encodes 220 amino acids. The record is from RefSeq and is a predicted model, not a curated record. The transcript has a single exon. Lineage: Eukaryota; Viridiplantae; Streptophyta; Magnoliopsida; Vitales; Vitaceae.
AAGGAAAGUUGAAAAGCAAAUCUCUCUCCACUCCUUCUUUCUCUCUCCUCUCUUUUAUUAGACCGUUGUAAACUCAAAAUUUUCAUUGAAAAAAGUACAACAGAGAGUAGAAAUCAAUAGCGCUGCCACAGAGAAAAAGAGCACCACCUCAAAUUCAUUGCCGAUGGCUGAGACCCACGCCUCUCUGCAACAAAUCCAUCAACCCAAUCACCCUCUUGGGUCUUUCUUCGCCGCCCUUGAUCCCAUGUCUCUCAUCCUCUCCCAGAAUUCUGACCCUGAUCGCCCCAUUUCUCUUCAACUUACCACCGACUGCUACAUCAUGGAGAGGGGGCCCAGAUACAGAGCAUACGCAGAGCUGAGAGAAUCCAAGCUGAGAAGGAAGAACGCCAGGCAAGAAGCCACGGAUCAUGAAUCCAGACUCACCCCGCCAAAGAAACAGGUCAAAUUUCAAGGGAAUUCAAACGCCGGCGGCCGCAGAGGGUCCUCUGUUCUUACCCAGUCCGUGCCGGACUUCUCCGCAGCGUUGAGGAAAGAGAAUCGGAAGCCAGCGAAUCCGUUGCCGGCCGUGCUGGAGAUGACGCCUCCUGCAACAAAGAGCUCGAAGAUGUACUCGGUUGUGGCGAAAUUGGGGGGGAGUAAGUCAGCGAGUGCAGGGGAGAAGAAAGGUGGAGGGGGUGGGCUCAUGGCAAGGAAGAGCUAUGCAAGCGUCGAGGAAUUGAAGGGAUUUUCAUCCGCUGCGGCCAAUGCCAUCAAUGGUGAAAACAGGGGAGGGAGAACUAAUAACAGAGGGAUUGGCAAGACUGUCUUGGGGUACAGACAAUACUGAUCUGGAUUGUUUGGUUCUUUAGAAAAUAUCUUCAUCUUUCUUUCUUUUUCUUUUUCUUCAUUCAAUUUAUCUUUGGAUUUUGUUUUGGAACCGGGUGGCUGGGUUUGAUUUCACCUUUUUUUUGUCUUCUUUAAACCUUUCAUGAGAGAUUGACUGGUCAUGAAAUUUUUUCUUUGUUGGGGGGAAUGGUUUCUGCUUCUACUAGAUUGUAAAGCUUUGGAUGUAACUUUGUUUGGAAUAUGACGCAAAUAUACUGAAGAGGAUUUUCAUUUGGCA